Molecule: messenger RNA, 1865 nt
Organism: Aspergillus neoniger CBS 115656
Lineage: Eukaryota; Fungi; Ascomycota; Eurotiomycetes; Eurotiales; Aspergillaceae
Product: putative DNA helicase
Exons: 4
Coding region: 64-1614 (516 amino acids)
Molecular function (GO): ATP binding; DNA binding; ATP hydrolysis activity
Source: RefSeq, a predicted model, not a curated record
AUCAAACUCGCCAAUGAUGUUACGUAUAGACGGAUGAACCAGACCAUGGAAAGAAUGGUCAAAAUGACCGACUCCGAACACACCCAUUUCAUGCGCGUGGCCUUUGGUCAGACCUCGCCUAUGGUGCCAGACUACGAUUCUAUCGGGCCUCUGGAGUUUACAGAUCCUACGCUGAACGACUCCCAGAAGGAGGCUAUCCGGUUUGCUCUGGCGGCGCGCGAGAUUGCCCUCAUUCAUGGCCCGCCCGGGACCGGCAAGACGCACACGCUGAUCGAGCUGAUCGUGCAGAUGGUGCAGCGCAAGCAGCGGGUGCUGGUCUGCGGUCCGUCGAACAUCUCCGUCGACAACAUCGUGGAGAGACUGGCACCGAAGAAGGUCCCCGUGGUGCGCAUCGGACAUCCGGCGCGGUUGCUACCGUCUGUUCUGGAUCAUUCAUUGGAAGUGCUGACGCAUACGUCGGAGGCGGCGGAGAUUGUUCGCGACGUCCGCAAAGAGAUCGACCAGAAGCAGGCGAGUAUUCGAAAGACCAGGUCAGCACGGGAGCGACGGGCCAUCUACGAUGAUCUGCGAGAACUGCGGCGCGAGUUCCGCGAGCGCGAGAACAAAUGCGUGGAGAACCUGGUCCGCGAGAGCAGCGUGGUGCUGGCAACGCUGCAUGGAGCAGGUGGCCACCAGCUGAAGAACCAAAAGUUCGAUGUGGUCAUCAUCGAUGAGGCGAGUCAGGCACUGGAGGCGCAGUGCUGGAUCCCGUUGUUGUCGGCAUCCAAGGUGGUCCUGGCUGGUGAUCACUUGCAGCUGCCGCCGACCGUCAAGUCGACCAAAGAUGAUGCCAAGAAGAUGAAGGCCAAAGAGGAGGAGGACAAGAAAGAAAACGGGGAGUUGCUGGACAAUCUCUCUCUGGAGACGACUCUCUUCGACCGACUGCUGUCGAUGCACGGCCCCGGAAUCAAACGGAUGCUCACGACGCAAUACCGGAUGCACGAGAAGAUUAUGCAAUUUCCGUCGGACGAGUUGUAUGACUCGAAAUUGAUGGCUGCAGACUCUGUCAAGGCUCGACUGCUAAAGGACCUACCCUACGAAGUGGAGGAGACCGAUGACACCAAGGAGCCGUUGGUGUUCUGGGACACGCAAGGUGGUGAUUUUCCCGAAAAGACCGAGGAUGCGGAUCUGGGUAAGAAAGCCCACCUGGGCGAUAGUAAGAGCAACGACAUGGAGGCUCUAGUGGUGAGCCGGCACGUCGAUGCGCUGGUGGACGCAGGGAUACACCCCGAAGAUAUUGCGGUGAUUACACCAUACAACGGUCAGCUGGCCGUGCUGUCGCAGAUGCUGCGGGAGAAAUACCCCAGCAUUGAGCUGGGCAGCGUCGACGGGUUCCAAGGGCGUGAAAAGGAAGCGGUGGUGGUGAGUCUGGUGCGCAGUAACAGCGAACACGAAGUGGGAUUCUUAGGGGAACGGCGUCGUCUCAACGUGGCCAUGACGCGGCCGAAACGGCAUCUGUGCAUCUGCGGUGACUCGGAGACGAUUAGCAAGGGCAGUGGGUUCCUUAAGCGAUGGAUGGGAUUCCUGGAGGAGCAUGCUGAUUUGCGGUAUCCGGAUGCUGGCGAUCUGUUGUGAUCAUACCUAGAUAGACUAGCUACGAAGUACCCUCGGACGUUGCUUGGGCCAUGAGUGUCACCGAUGGGAGGUCCUGCAAUCAGAUGCAGUGUCGUGCAACGUCUGCAGCAGACGGUCCCUUGCAGGAGAACAACAGACUCAACAAAACAUACGCGCAAGGGAUAGCAUUGGAGGCAAUUCAGACACGCGAUGAAAGAAUUGCCCAGAGAGUAAAUGCUAAUAGCAUGGGCGCAUUCCCCUGUCACGUCAAC